AUGGAAAAACUCUACAAUGACAACGAAGGAAAGCUGGAGAGCCAGGGAAAGCCUGCAGCUGAAGUGGAGGCUGGAGAUGAUGGAAGUUCAGAUGAGGAAGAAAGGCUGGAAGUGGGGAGGAAGCCAGGGCACGCAGGGAAGCUCCAGGAUGAGGGACAUCCAGAUGAUGAGGGACAACCAGAAGAUGAGGGGAAGCAAGAAAAGCAGGGCAAGGCCGGAGAUGAGGGAGAACCUCGUGGGGAGGCAAAGCCCGGGAGCGAGCUGCGAGCCACCGAAAAGUGCCCGGCUGAAGAUUAUGUGCCCUGGAAAGCAAAAAGAAAAAUGGACAGGGACAUGGACGAUUCCCCCAAGGACUAUCAGGAGGACUUCCAGGAAAGACAUCUGGGCAGUGAGGAGAUGAUGAGAGAACGCGGAGAUGUGUCAAGGGCUCAGGAAGAGCUAAGGUAAAAACAGAAAAUGGGCAGUUUGCAAAGGAUGCAAAGAGAUGUAUGGGAUCCAU
Manis pentadactyla (Chinese pangolin) is the source of this 499-nucleotide messenger RNA. It is a transcript of the gene TCEAL5, whose product is annotated as transcription elongation factor A like 5. The record is from RefSeq and is a predicted model, not a curated record. NCBI's taxonomy places the organism in Eukaryota, Metazoa, Chordata, Mammalia, Pholidota, Manidae. The transcript has a single exon. The coding region runs from base 1 to 447 and encodes 148 amino acids.